GGCGGACGGUGGCCGAGAAGGCCGAAUGGCAACGGCGCUGCUGCGUAGUAACAGCCGGCGCCUCAGCCGUUUGUUGCCGGUGCCUGUUUCUCGCCCUUUCGGCAGCAUGGAGGCCGCGGCUGCUGCUGCUUCUCCCUCAGGCCCGGCCGUCCAGGCUGGUCUGUGGCUCGGGGCGCUUCGUUUCGACAACCGGGCGCUGCGGGCCCUGCCUCUGGACCCGAGCGAGGAGAACGUGCCCCGGCCCGUGUCGGGCGCCUGCUUCUCUCGGGUGCGGCCUACCCCGGUACGCGGCCCUCGCUUGGUGGCUUCGUCCGCGCCGGCGCUGCAGCUGCUGGGCCUGAGGGAGCCUAAUGCGGCCGACGAGGAAGCCGAGGCGGCGCUCUACUUCAGCGGGAACCGGCUGCCGCCCGGCGCGGAACCCGCCGCCCACUGCUACUGCGGCCACCAGUUCGGCAGCUUCGCCGGGCAGCUCGGCGACGGCGCGGCCAUCUACCUGGGCGAGGUGCUGAACCCGCGCGGCGAGCGCUGGGAGAUCCAGCUCAAGGGCGCCGGCCUCACCCCUUUCUCCCGACAAGCAGAUGGUCGUAAAGUUCUGCGAUCAAGCAUAAGAGAAUUCCUGUGCAGCGAAGCAAUGUUUCACCUAGGAAUACCUACAACCAGAGCUGGAACGUGUGUAACAUCUGAUUCAGAAGUUAUUCGGGACAUUUUUUACGAUGGAAAUCCAAAAAAAGAAAGGUGCACAAUUGUCCUGAGAAUAGCACCCACGUUUAUUAGGUUUGGAUCAUUUGAAAUUUUUAAAGCUACCGAUGAAUAUACAGGACAUAAAGGCCCCAGUGUUGAUAGAAAUGAUAUUCGAAUACAAAUGCUUGAUUAUGUAAUCAGCACUUUCUACCCAGAGAUUCUACAAGCACACUCAGACAAUAAUGUCCAGAGGAAUGCUACUUUCUUUCGGGAGGUAACAAGGCGGACAGCAAGGAUGGUUGCCGAAUGGCAGUGUGUUGGAUUUUGUCAUGGUGUGCUCAAUACGGAUAAUAUGAGUAUAGUUGGACUUACAAUUGACUAUGGACCCUUUGGAUUUAUGGACAGAUACGAUCCUGGACAUAUUUGCAAUGGAUCUGAUAACGCAGGGCGCUAUGCUUAUAAUAAGCAACCAGAGAUUUGUAAGUGGAACCUAGGCAAGCUUGCUGAAGCCUUAGUCCCAGAACUUCCAUUGGAAAUCAGUAUACCCAUCCUGGAAGAAGAAUAUGAAGCAGAAUUUGAGAGGCAUUAUUUGCAAACAAUGAGAAAAAAGCUAGGAUUAAUUCAGCUCCAGUUGGAUGAUGAUAAUAAAUUGGUUUCUGAUUUAUUGGAAACUAUGCGGGUCACAGGUGCAGAUUUUACAAAUACUUUCCGCUUGCUGAGCUCUUUCCCAGCAGAUUCUGACCCUUUAAAACUGGAAGAGUUCUUAGAUAAGAUUUCAAAGCAGUGUGCAUCCUUAGAAGAACUGAAAGUGGCAUACAAGCCUCAAAUGGACCCCAGACAGCUUUCAAUGAUGCUGAUGUUAGCCCAGUCUAACCCACAACUUUUUGCCUUAAUUGGGACAAAAUCUAACAUAAAUAAAGAACUGGAACGCAUAGAGCAAUUUUCUAAGCUACAGCAGUUAACAGCAUCUGAACUGGUUAGUAGAAAUAAAGGACACUGGAAAGAUUGGCUUCAGAACUACAGAGUUCGGCUAGAAAAAGAAAUGGAGCAAUUUGGCAAUUCUGAUAACUGGAGUGCUGAGCAUGUGAAAAUUAUGAACUCAAAUAACCCAAAAUAUAUAUUGAGAAAUUACAUUGCUCAGAAUGCUAUAGAAGCAGCAGAAAAUGGAGACUUCAUGGAGGUAAGGAAAGUUUUGAGGCUUCUCGAAAAGCCAUAUGAAGAAGACUUGGAAUGCUACAAUGAGGCAACCGAGGAUCCUGAAGUAGAAGAAGUGGGGGCUGCAGCUGCUGAGUGCAGUUCAGCAUCCAGGAGAAGAGUUCCCUAUAGCAGUAAACCUCCACUCUGGGCUUCAGAGCUCUGUGUUACAUGAUCUUCCUAACUGCCUUGUUUGUAUUUUCCACAAAGGAAUAUUGAUCUUCCCAAGUGGAGAGUGCAGCAAGGUGGAUAGAAGUGCUAUUAAGUCUCAAACAGAUGGGUCGGAUGUCUUCACAGUCUCACUUGAGCCAUAUUCAUUUUACAACUUGUGACCAUCACAGCUGUCCACGCACACUGCUGAAAGACAGACCAAAGUGUUAUCUUUUAUUCAUCGCAAAGUGCAGUUAUAUUUUUUCCGCACUGAUCUGUGAACAUCCAAGUGAAAUCUGUGUUUAUGAAGACAAAAAUAGCAAUCCAGAUGCUGGAAUUAUUUUUGUCUGAAAAUGAACUUAUAGUACUUCCUGGCAAUAUAUUUGUAACAUUUGUAUUAUUAUUAUGCAGGGAUAUCUCUCAAUGGGGAGUGGGUUUAAGCUCAUCAUUGCUUAUUCUAAGCUAUGUUUCAUUUAAUUGCGUAGUUCAUUUAUUGUGAACGUUUGUGUUUAAAUCAGGUUUUUAGAGAAAUUAUUUUUCGGUCGUAGGGAAAAGAUGAUGGUGUAUAUUUUAACAAAUGGAAUGAAGAAGAAACCUAGUUUCAGUGUAAAUGAUUUACAUAUAGUGGCUUGAAUUCAGUUAGGGUCAUAACUAUACUAAAGCAUAUGGUUCAAGACUCUAUUCUGGGUCUGUGCGUGCAGUUUGAUUUACUGGAUCAGGAAUAGUUAAUGCAAUCCCACAAAAAGAGGCUCCAUGCUAACAACGCCAAUUGUUGGAAUAGUGGGGGGGGGUGGCUCCCUUCUGCCUCCUGUAGGUGUUCAGCAUUGACAGUAGGGAGCAUGGGUCAACAGGUUAAUUUUUGCCAAAAUGUAUAAUGUAUAAAUUGCUUUGUAUUUGAACAAUGCCUUGAAAUGAUGUAUGCUUUCACUCUUGCGUCUCAGAUAACCUAUUUAUUUCUUAUGUAAACAACUUUGCUACCUCAUGGAAAGUCUUCCGUUCUCGUGCUUUUUGCCUUUUGUGGCAAUUGGGUUAUAUUUUAACUUUAGCUUAUUUCAGCUUCAGCGAAACAGCUGCAUGAAAACAUGGCUGUUCUUCAGAGGUGUGUUAAAAGAGGUGUUGCUCCAAUGCAUCCUGAUGGCUGUGACUGUAGUCCCAAGGACUGUUCUUUACAGUCAGUAUCCCUUUAAAAUCAGUAGGCAUGUACUGGAGUGUCAACGCACCUCUGAGAUAUUGUGAUCUUUCUGCCUUAUAAUGUAAACAUAGACUAGCAGUUGAAAAAUAAAAAUACGUUGAUGUGAGUUACUGACAAAUGGCAGGCGCAGGAAUUUUUGUAAACAACUGCUAAACUUGCUUUUAAUUUAGAAUCCUGUACACACAAAUGAAUGAAUAGGGCUAUUAUUGAUUGGUCUUGCUGUUAGCAGAUCUUAACUGUGGAUUCUGAGGGUCUUAUGUAGAGUUUUAAAUUUAAAAAACAGUGCUCAGGUCAGCUGUUGUGAAUGGAAUACCUAUUGCCCACAAUCAAAAUUAUUUACUUUUUAUGCAGUUUUAGCAAUAAAAACAUGCCACAUGAAAGUUUUUAUGAUACUUUUAAGUAUUGCACUCUAUACCUUUUGAAGGAUGUUGUGGACAUUUCCUCAUUCUGCAAAUAAUAGCAAAAAUCUGAAAUCUAUUAUCCUGAGCUGUGUUCAUUGAAAAUAAAUUAUUUUGACCAUGCUUAUAUUAA
Messenger RNA from Lacerta agilis (Sand lizard), 3748 nucleotides. It is a transcript of the gene SELENOO, whose product is annotated as selenoprotein O. NCBI's taxonomy places the organism in Eukaryota, Metazoa, Chordata, Lepidosauria, Squamata, Lacertidae. The transcript is spliced from 9 exons. The record is from RefSeq and is a predicted model, not a curated record.